This is a messenger RNA of Marchantia polymorpha subsp. ruderalis, 1613 nucleotides long. The record is from the annotation of a GenBank genome assembly. Lineage: Eukaryota; Viridiplantae; Streptophyta; Marchantiopsida; Marchantiales; Marchantiaceae.
CAUCGACGGCAGGAGAGGCGGUGGAACUCUUAUCGCGUGCCCACUCUCCUUAUCCGCGAGCAACAGGAUUUUGUAGGGAGUUGAUAGGCAGUGGGUCUCGAGACGGUGCGCGCUCGCGAUUUCUCGUAGAUUAAUGGACGCUUUUUCGGAUAUCCAGCUGCUGUAAUUGGAAGGCAGCCUGAUUUUGCGCUGCUGAUUACACAUUGGGCCCGAAACGCCCUCGGCCUCUUUGCCCUUCGAUUUUCGCCUCACAGUUCAUUGCCUCACCUCCCGCAGCUCCGGUACUCUGAGGAAUCGGAUCGAAGGCGGAAUUCCCACCUCGAGCGUCGAGAGCGACCAUGGCAGCGAUGGCCGCAUGUACGCAGCAGAUUGUGGGAGCGGUAGACUUCGCGGCCCGAGCGCUGUCGUCGACCAGAGCUUCCUCGAGUCGGGAAUGCGUGUCGUCUGCUUGCUGCUCGAGGAAGGCUGUGAUUGCCGGGGCUGCGUCGUCGUCGUCCGUGAGGAUUGAGGGCUCUUCGCUCAGGGGAGUGCAGCUGGCGCUGCGGAAGAGAGCUGUGGUCGCGAGGGCCGUCGUCGGCGUGCGGGCGCAGAGCGAUGUCGUGGGAGAAGAUCCCGAGUUCAAUGACAGCGAUUACAUUGUGCUGGGCAUCGCCCACUGCUUCCAAAAGGACGCGGAGCAGAAGCUUUUUGACAGCUUCAUCAUCGAGCCCAUUCCGGCUGGAGGGUUAGAGUGCAUGGAGAAUGGCGGAGUGACGUGCUACAAGCACGCGCACGGCACCACGCUCGGCGUGGCCUUGAAGCAGGACCCGUCGUUGCUGCCUCCGGAGUUCGCCGGGCACAGGUACUGCGAGGAUUUUGAUUUCAGGACCAAAUGUGCGUCCAGGACCUGGAAGAGGGACCAUGCUGUAGAGUUCCUGAUGAACCUCGUCCCCCGAGACGGCGUGCGAUCCGACUGGAACUUCAGUCUGGAAGACAAGCGAGUGCUCAACAUGGAGAACAUUGUCAACGACGAUGACAACAUCAAGCAGGACAUUAGCAUCGACGUCUACGGUAGAACCGCCAAGGAGGAGGAGAUGUCCAGCGAGAUUGCCGAGUUAUUCAACACUUAAGUGUGCGGACUCGCGAGUAAACGCUUGGAAAUUUCCCGAUACUCUGAACUCGCGUUGCAAUUCAGCGGCACACUGAUUAAUUUCUAGUUCCUCCGACCAUGUGGAACUUGCGCAGCGCAGAGUUCAUUACUUUAAAAGAAGAGCGGGCAGUGCCUCUCAUAUCGAACUCUUCGCAACCGGGAACCUGACGAUGAUGGAGCAGAAGGAAUCCUAGGGCUUAGGGUUUAUAUUCUAUUCGACCAUGUCUGCUGGUCACUUUACAGGGAACUCAGCAUCCCCGUCACCGGCGGACGAACCUCAUGUGCGCUGCCCACUGAGAACUUAGAGCUGGAUUUCUGCUAGCUUCGUUGUCAUGAAUGUCUGGCCUAAAGCGGGAACGUGUAAUUUUAAUCUGUUGAAAUUUUGCCCCGGCCAUGAGCCAACUAGGCAUGUUUAUGUACAUCACCCGUGAUUGAAUUGAGGUUCUUUCUCUGGACUGCCUCGUGAGAAAUGUUCUCAACUGUC